Molecule: messenger RNA, 323 nt
Organism: Prorocentrum cordatum
Lineage: Eukaryota; Dinophyceae; Prorocentrales; Prorocentraceae
Source: the annotation of a GenBank genome assembly
GUCUCCCCAGCCGGGCCCUGCAAGCGCGGGAGCCCCAAGCGUCGCAGCAGCGCCGCCGCCCGGCAGCCGCUGGGUGCCUCGGCGAGCACGCCGAGCAUGCCCACGCUGCUGGGGCGCCACCGCUAGCGCAGGUGGCGCGCGGGCGCAGGACGUCAGCCAUGGGGCAGUACAGGUCGGCGGAUGACGUGAUCAGCAUGAGAAGCCCACUGAUGCUCGGAGAUCUGGCGACUCCCCACAUGAAGUGGCGAGACACCUGUGCGAACGCAGACGCCACUGGUCGACUCCUAGAUCGGCUUCCUCGGAAGGACAGCGCAGGCGUGUAG